GAACUCUGUAUCGGUUGAUUACGUUCCUUCAGUUCACUCCUAAACCUUAGAAGAUAUCCGCAGCAGAUUCUUCUCAGAAGGUUUACAGAAUCUGUCACUUCAGAAGGAGGCAACAGUCCAGAGACAAGCCGAGACAUCCCCAGUGCCAACAUGCAGAAGCAGGUGGAGGUGAGGAUGCAUGAGAGCCAGCUGGAGCCGGUGGAGAAGGCCGAGGAGUCGGCGUGCGGCGGCUGCUGCGACAAGAUCAUGAACAACAUGGUGCUGACGCUGACCAUCCUGGGUGUGUUUCUGGGCUCCAUCUCCGGCAUGCUGCUGCGUCACAUCGCGCCGCUCCCUCCUGACGUGGUCAUGAUCAUCUCGUUCCCUGGAGAGAUCCUGAUGAGGAUGCUGAAGAUGCUGAUCCUGCCGCUGGUGGUGUCCAGUCUGGUCACAGGCCUGGCCGGUCUGGACGCCAAGUCCAGCGGGCGUCUGGGCACGCGGGCCAUGGUAUACUACAUGUCCACCACGGUGAUCGCCGCCGUCCUGGGGGUGAUCCUGGUCAUCGUCAUCCACCCGGGGAACCCCAAGCUGAAGGCAAACCUCGGCCACGGCAAGAAGAACGACGACGUCUCCAGCGUGGACGCCUUCUUCGACCUCAUCCGGAACCUCUUCCCCGAGAACCUGGUGCAGGCCUGCUUCCAACAGAUCCAGACGGUGAUGACUAAGGUCCCGGUGCCCACCAACAGAACCAGAGGCCCCUCCAGGUUCACCAUCAAGAGGUCCCUGCAGUUCAAGGGCGGCAUGAACGUUCUUGGUCUGAUCGGGUUCUUCGUGGCCUUCGGGAUCAUCAUGGGGAAGAUGGGGGAGAAGGCCCGUCUCAUGCUGGAGUUCUUCAACAUCCUGAACGAGAUCGUCAUGAAGCUGGUUGGGGCCAUCAUGUGGUACUCCCCCCUCGGUAUCGCCUGUCUGAUCUGUGGUAAGAUCAUCUCCAUUGCCGACCUGGAGGUGGUGGCCCGUCAGCUGGGCAUGUACAUGGUGACCGUGAUCGUGGGUCUCAUCAUCCACGGGGGCAUCUUCCUCCCGCUCAUCUACUUUGUCAUCUGCAAGAAGAACCCCUACACCUUCUUCAUGGGCAUCUUCCAGGCCUGGGUCACGGCCCUGGGAACAGCCUCCAGUGCCGGCACGCUGCCCGUGACGUUCCGCUGCCUGGAGGAGAACCUGGGCAUCGAUAAGCGUGUGACGCGCUUCGUUCUGCCGGUCGGCGCCACCAUCAACAUGGACGGCACCGCGCUGUACGAGGCCGUGGCCGCCAUCUUCAUCGCCCAGAUGAACGGCAUCGACCUGGACUGGGGCCAGAUCAUCACCGUGAGCAUGACAGCCACCCUGGCCAGCGUGGGAGCGGCCAGUAUUCCCAGUGCCGGGCUGGUGACCAUGCUCCUCAUCCUCACCGCGGUGGGCCUUCCCACGGAGGACAUCAGCCUGCUGGUGGCGGUGGACUGGCUGCUGGACCGCUUCCGCACAUCGGUGAACGUGGUGGGCGACUCGUACGGCGCGGGCAUCGUGUACCACCUCUCCAAGGACGAGCUGGACAGCUUCGACGCGCAGCAGAGCCGCCCGGAUGAGUUCGAGAUGGCCAAGACGCAGUUCUACGACAACAACACCAACCACCAGAACCACGCCUACGCCUCGCACCAGCAGGCUGUGUUGAUAGACGACUGCAAGGUGACCAUGGGCAGGAACGGCAGGACAACAGAGUACUCAUUUGUUGAGGAGGAACCGUGGAAACGGGACUAA
Molecule: messenger RNA, 1773 nt
Organism: Gadus chalcogrammus (walleye pollock)
Lineage: Eukaryota; Metazoa; Chordata; Actinopteri; Gadiformes; Gadidae
Gene: slc1a2a
Product: solute carrier family 1 member 2a
Exons: 11
Coding region: 151-1773 (540 amino acids)
Biological process (GO): L-glutamate transmembrane transport
Cellular component (GO): plasma membrane
Molecular function (GO): glutamate:sodium symporter activity; neutral L-amino acid transmembrane transporter activity; L-glutamate transmembrane transporter activity
Source: RefSeq, a predicted model, not a curated record